This is a messenger RNA of Protopterus annectens (West African lungfish), 2175 nucleotides long. RefSeq names its product misato mitochondrial distribution and morphology regulator 1 (gene MSTO1). Gene Ontology annotation, cellular component: cytoplasm. NCBI's taxonomy places the organism in Eukaryota, Metazoa, Chordata, Ceratodontiformes, Protopteridae. The record is from RefSeq and is a predicted model, not a curated record. Gene Ontology annotation, biological process: mitochondrion distribution.
UUGUCGUCUGUUUUAGGAAAUAAGUCUGAAGUGUGCGUGAGAUAGGCAUUAUUGUGGAGCCUUUAAAGUAAUAUCCUUGUGUAACGUGUAGGGCGUGAUGGACAUUAAAUGUAGGGAAGUUGUCACUUUGCAGUUUGGCAACUAUGCCAACUUUGUAGGAACUCAUUGGUGGAAUUUGCAGGAUGCCUCGUUGUCAUACGAGUCAAAGCAGCAGCAGUGCUGUGAAAUUGACAGCGGUGUUCUCUUCAGAGAAGGGCAGAAUCUCUCAGGUCACCCAACAUACACUCCCCGCCUCAUUUUGAUGGACCUGAAAGGAAUUCCAAAGACUGGUGUAGUUAGUCAAGCCUUUGAUGCCUCUAAGAAGAGUCUUGGUUUAGAAAAUAGUGUGCAGCUGUGGUCUGAUUACCUUCAAGUACAUUUACAUCCUCGAACCAUCUCAGUCAUACACGAUUAUAGUCAUGAUGAGCAAUCCAGUCAGUUUGCAGCUUUUGGUCAAGGAGAAGGCCUCUUUAAUUGUCCCAGAUUUCAAGAUGAUUUGGAAGACAGACUGCAUUUUUUUGUCGAGGAAUGUGAUUACUUGCAGGGUUUUCAAGUUCUUUGUGAUCUUCAUAAUGGAUUUUCUGGAUUGUCUGCAAAAACAGUGGAACUAUUACAAGAUGAGUACCAUGGAAAAGGAAUUCUAACCUGUGGAGUGACACCAUUCUCUGGAGCAGAUCCUAGUCUUCCAAAGAAUAUCUACAGGCUGAUUAACACCGUGUUGGGGAUUGUCAGCUUGUCCAGUGAUAGCUCCCUCUUCUGCCCACUUUCAGUUAAUAGGAAUAUGGGACGUCGGUCCCUCCUUACCACCACAUUCCCAUAUGUGAUAUAUGAUGCUUCUCUGAAUUACCAGACAAGUGCAUUGCUAGCAACAGCUCUGGAAACUAUGACUUUACCAUAUAGACUGCAUACCUUUCCUGUCUCCAUGUCACAACUUACAGAUACUAUGUGCUCUUCUGGAAGGAAGGUUGUAGUAGCCCAGGCCUCUAUUCCAUUCCCUAUGAAGUAUUCAAGCACCCUUCCAGAUGUCUUGAGUAUUCACCCGGAUGCUACACUGUGGCAAACCCUGUCUCCAUGUGCAGAAUUUAAAGAUCUCCGGUGCUUUGCACAGUCUGUAGUACUGAGAGGAAUUAAUAGACCAAACCAAGUAAGUCACCUUCGUCCAGGGAUAGAGCCAGACUCAGUUCUUCAGAUGUAUACAUCAGGAGAAGAGGUACUAGGUGCUUACCUGCAUAAUCUGAAUCCAUCCACAUUGAGUACUGCACUCCAUUUGAUUGAAUCUCCUUGUAGAUUGGCAGCUUCUUACCCACAAAUUUUCACUUCACAAGUGAACAGAAGAGGCUUUCUGCAAGAAUCCAAAAGUGAAACUGCUGUGAAGAGUAUUCCAGUCCUUACCAGACUACAGUCUUCCCCUGUUCUACACAAAGUCUUAAGCAGCCUGUAUGAAGAAGUUAAUGCAUUAGACAUUCGUCGUUACAGCAGUUUUAUUUCUGCAGGCACUGAGCUAGACGAAUUCCGAGAGGCUCUGCAGAAGCUGCGAAGUCUGUCCCAAUUGUACAAAAUGAGUUUCAAUUUAGAUGAGUCAGAUGAUGACUCAGAUACUGACUAGAGCAAACAACUUUGUGUAAAAAUAACAUAAAGGCAGUGGAGAAACUGCACAGUAUGUUUAUAAGGUUUUGUUGCAGAGUUUUCUUAUUGGCUGUAUAGCAAGUUUGUUUUUAGAGAACUGAAAGGGCAGGGAUAUUAAGAAUUAUUUCACAGAUGUGUUCAUUUUGUUUGCGACUUAAGGAGCCAAAAGACUUAACAGUUAACCUUGGCAUAUGCCUGCAGUAGUGCCAAGUGUACCAGUUACUCAGAAUGUCGGCAAUCCAUUAAGUAACAUUUAUCACAGUAGUGUACCUAUGGCUGAGUUAUCAUAUAUAAAAUAUCUGCAUCAUUCAGAAUGUGUUUGUAUGAUUGCUUUUACACAGAUUGUUUCAGGAAAAUCUCACUGUAAAAAAAGUGCUUGUUGACAGCAGUAAAUGUUCUGUAUAUAGCACACUCUUUCAUUUUCCGAUGAAGAUUGCUUAUGUUUAUAUUUUUAUAUUGUAUAAUACUGUAAAAUAGUUUAAAAUAAAGUUAAUGAUUUUUUAAAACCCA